This is a messenger RNA of Malaya genurostris, 3141 nucleotides long. RefSeq names its product neurogenic protein big brain (gene bib). Bases 454 to 2331 code for a protein of 625 amino acids. Gene Ontology annotation, biological process: transmembrane transport. The transcript is spliced from 6 exons. Lineage: Eukaryota; Metazoa; Arthropoda; Insecta; Diptera; Culicidae. The record is from RefSeq and is a predicted model, not a curated record. Gene Ontology annotation, molecular function: water channel activity. Gene Ontology annotation, cellular component: plasma membrane.
UAUCGGUGAGGACGUGCUUUUUUACCGUGUGCUCAGUCAGUCAGUCAACUCCUGCGUGUGUCGCGUGUGGUGUUGUAGUUCGGUAGCAACCCGCGUGUGUUGGCAGAUCAACCGGUGUGUGCCUUGUUGAAAGCAAAAAGGUGAGACGCGCUCGGGCGUGGAGUUUUCCUCUGGGAAUCGAUGUGCAAAAUUCAACAAGUGCUAUCUCGGAGCAGUGUAUGAUUUUCUACUACCACCAAGCAUGUGCUGGAUUUUACGAGUGAACAUAAACGGAAAGUGCACUGCAACCGAAGAGUUGACCUGCUGACCCUGGACCGCCAAUCGUCAGCUAAUUGAGAUCGAAGUAUUGAAUUGAACUUAAUUGACCGCAAUCGCAAACGAAGUGUUCGGAUUGUUUUUUUUUCUUGGCUUGACUUCAAUCGUAUCGUAGUGGAUAGUGUUCAGUGUCGAGAAAUGGCCGAAGAAAGUCUUCGAGUGCCCGAUACCAACAUCGACUUUCAUAUCGUGCAGUUGUUCGAACGGUUGGAGAACCUUCGGAGAGAACCGGGUGGCGCCAAAUUCUCCAAUGGCCUCCAGGGACGUAUCAACAUGCACAACGAACUUCGUAGUCUGGAAUUUUGGAGGUCGAUAACCGCCGAGUGCCUGGCAUCGUUCUUCUACGUGUUCAUCGUGUGCGGAGCAGCGGCCGGAGCCGGUGUUGGGGCCAGCGUUUCGUCGGUUCUGCUGGCAACGGCACUCUCGGCCGGAUUUGCCAUCACCGCACUUACGCAGUGCUUCCUGCAUGUUUCAGGGGCCCACAUCAACCCGGCCGUGACCAUUGCACUGGGGGUAACCCGCAUAAUAUCACCGCUGCGCGCCAUUCUCUACACGACAGCUCAAUGUGGCGGAUCGAUAGCUGGUGCUGCCCUGCUGUACGGCGUGACGGUCCCCGGCUAUCAGGGCAAUCUGCAGGCUGCCGUGUCCCACACCGCCUCCCUGGCCGCCUGGGAACGGUUCGGUGUCGAAUUCAUCCUGACCUUCGUCGUGGUGCUGUCCUACCUGAUCUCGACCAAUUCGUACAAAAAGUACUUCGGUUCGUCGGCGAUCGCCAUCGGUGCUGCCUACAGUGCCUGCAGUUUCGUUUCGAUGCCCUAUCUGAAUCCUGCCCGCUCUCUGGGACCAUCGUUCGUGUUGAAUAAAUGGGAUAACCACUGGGUCUACUGGGUCGGACCGUUGGCUGGUGGCGUGGUGUCCGGUUUGUUGCACGAGUUCAUCUUCAGUACCCGAAAAACGGUGAAAAAAUCCAAGGAUGAAGGCGAUUCCAGUAUCAACUCGGACGAGGACAUCAACUACGACAUGGACCUUGACAAACCGCAGCAAACGGGUAAAUAUCACACAUACCGCCCCCCAAGUGGUGCACUGGUUAGUCAACAACGGUACUGCCAAAGCAUUUAUACUGCCGAACCCACAUCGAAAACCGAUCGCGUGGAAUCGAUCUACGGAGGAACCAAAUCGAUGUACUGCAAAUCGCCACCGCUGACCCGUGCCAAUCUGAAUCGGUCCCAAUCGGUGUACACAAAGAGCAACACUGCCCUAAAUCGUGAUAUGGGUUUGCGACCAGGACCUCUGGUUCCCGCCCAGAGCCUGUAUCCACUGAGGGUUACUCAACCCCAGAGCUCUCACUUACAGAACCAAAAUGUCCAGAAUCAGCUCCAACAAAGAUCGGAAAGUAUCUACGGAAUCCGGAGCUCAAUGCGACAGCCGGGACCAAACGAUCGCCUUCCCCAGCAGAUGCCUUCACAUCCUCAAGCAGCAGCAGACCCUCAAGGCUUUCAACCCAUCUACGGAACUCGCAACAAUGCAAAUUGCUCAACCGAUGCUCUGAAAUUCGAUCGGGAUCCACGGGAAAACAGUCGCGAUGAUUCCAUGUCUUCCAAGUUUGCUCGUGGAGCCCGUCCGGAGUCGAUGUACGGCCAGCGGCGGGUCCAAUCCGCUCAGUCUGAUGAUAGUUCGUACGGUUCCUAUCACGGAUCGGGUCCUGCCAUCACUCCGCCAACCCGCAAUGCAAGCAAUAGUAGCAGUACCUAUAACGGAGGCCUAGUCCUGCCGAACUAUGGCCAUGGUGCCGCCGGAAUGAACCAAGUUCAGAUGGCGGAACGGAAAAUGUCUUCGUCUUCAUCGCAACAGCAGCAACAACAGCAGCAGCAGCAGCAGCAGCAACAGCACCAACAGCAACAUCAACAACAAUCCAUGAGAAACGUGACGAGUAUACAAAACACCAAUCUACCACCGCCCCCACCGCAGCUGCAGAACCAUCCGGGCUAUCAAAUGCAUCCGGUGCGACAAAACUAGGAGCCCACGUCCCAACAGAGUGCCAAAUGCCUGAAAUUCCUGUAAAUUGUGUGUUUUGUUGUUUUUUAGCUUAAAAGAUGUUUUAAACUAGUUAGAAUCUUCCCUUUCAAUGAACUCUAACAGUUCAAAGUUUAUUUAUUUUCCUAGGAUACUGAAAGCCCCAGACUUUUCUUCCAUCAGAACCACAUAAAAAAAAUUAAAAAGAAACCAUUAAUUGAUACCAGCGAAUGUUACGAUCAUUGACUCUAAGACUGAUGCCUACUUUUGUAUGUAGAUGAUUAGAUGAUAUUUAUGUAUACAAAUCCCAUGUUUUUUCGCUGUUGGUGUUCCUAACUCGUACAGAAUGUGACUACCUACAAAACGAACAUGAAUUUUAUUACAAAACUAUCGAAAAAUUGUAUCAUCGAACAUAUUUACUGAAAUAGUGUCUAUAAGUAUGAAAAUAAAACAACCCACAUUGAAAUCAUAAUCGAAUAUAUAGGCCACAUGACUAAAAACAAAUAAAACUGUACUCAAAAUUUCAACAUUUUUAACUCAUCGUGUUUUGGAUUACUAGUACAAAUGUAUAUACAACAAUACCAAUACAUAGCUGGAAUGUGAUUUUCAUUCUGAUGGUAAGCUAAUUAAUGCAAAUGUGUUCAACCUACUGAAUACGAUACUAAACAAAUAGCAUGUAAGCGUUCGAAUGAGUUCUCAGCACCAGUAGUCGUGAGGAUCCGUUGAGAGGAUAGAUUUGUUGUUUCUAAUAAUAUUGUAAAUAUUUAUCGAUAGAAUAGAGCAAUGAAACGAAUGAAUAAAGUAGUUACUACA